UUUGCCGUUUUAACGUAUGUUUGGGGUGGCAUUGAACAGCCCAAGCUGAAGGAGGCAAACAUGGAUGAAUACUCGUGCGACUACGGGCUAGAUGCAAUCUGGAGAGACAUACCAAAGACAAUACGGGACGCCAUACAUGUGUGCGAAACUAUUGGGGAAAGAUAUCUCUGGGUCGACGCGCUCUGUAUCGUGCAGGAUUCUCCUCGAGAUGUCAAGACACAGAUAUUGCGAAUGCGCGAGAUCUACUCCGCCGCCAAAUUUACGAUUGCUGCAGUCUCAGCA
Molecule: messenger RNA, 282 nt
Organism: Colletotrichum godetiae
Lineage: Eukaryota; Fungi; Ascomycota; Sordariomycetes; Glomerellales; Glomerellaceae
Product: heterokaryon incompatibility
Exons: 1
Source: RefSeq, a predicted model, not a curated record